Molecule: messenger RNA, 4376 nt
Organism: Myxocyprinus asiaticus (Chinese sucker)
Lineage: Eukaryota; Metazoa; Chordata; Actinopteri; Cypriniformes; Catostomidae
Product: gastrula zinc finger protein XlCGF57.1-like
Exons: 2
Coding region: 476-1861 (461 amino acids)
Biological process (GO): central nervous system development; regulation of transcription by RNA polymerase II
Cellular component (GO): nucleus
Molecular function (GO): RNA polymerase II cis-regulatory region sequence-specific DNA binding; DNA-binding transcription factor activity, RNA polymerase II-specific
Source: RefSeq, a predicted model, not a curated record
CUAGAUGGAGCCCACGCAAAGGAAAACGUACAGGGCAACAAACUAAUGCAACGAGUUUCGUCUAAUCAUAAAUGAUUCAAUAUUUUGCAGUGCGGAAACGCUCAAGAUACAUUCGAACGCACAUGAAUAUGUGCAUUGCACUAGUACAAACAACAUCCUGCAAACAAUCCUUUAAUAAUUCUCCAGUCUACAUUUAUGCCACUAUGUGGAUGAAUUAAUCUAUUAUUUAUUUAUCUAUUAGUUAUCUGAAAACGUUUGUAUGCUUUUUGGACUACUAUGCCCACAACCUCUUGCGCUAAGGAAAAGGAGGAGGGGUUUGAGAUGUACGAGGGGUUGCGGAAAUAAACGAGUUGGGAUUCGUUUCAGUAAAUGCUACGAUUAUCGUCGUCUUGAACGUGAUUAAACCGCGUAACCAAAUGAGCAAGGAAAACUCCAGGCGGAACAGUUGAAAUCCACGUGAUAUACUAUUGUAAAUAUGGAUUUUAUUAAAGUGGAGAUUGUGGGCAUUAGUGACCCAGAAACAUGGAGAAUAACGAAUGAACAUGCUGAGGAACAAAGAGACUUGAUGGAAGUGAAAGAGGAAAGUCAAGAACUGAAUGAUGUGGAGGAUGAACAUCAGUAUCAAAAACCUUAUAAUUUCAUUACUGGAGAAAAAUAUUUUAGUUGCUCACAGACUGACAAAAAUGUUUCUGAAAAAAUGACAAAAAUGGGAGCCAAAAAUUCCUUCACCUGUCCUCAGUGUGGCAAGAAUUUCACACAUAAAGGAAACUUCAACGAUCACGUAAGAAUUCACACUGGAGAGAAACCUUACACAUGCCCUCAGUGUGGGAAGAGUUUCACAUGUAAAGGACACCUGAAGACUCACAUGAGAGUUCAUACUGGAGAGAGGCCUUUCACAUGCCUUCAAUGUGGGAAGAGUUUCACAUAUAAAGGACACCUUAAGGAUCACAUAAGAACACAUACUGGAGAGAAGCCUUACACAUGCGAUCGGUGUGGAAAGGGUUUCAUACAAAAAGGACACCUUAAGGAUCACAUAAGAAUUCACACUGCAGAUAAGCCUUACACAUGUGAUCAGUGUGGAAAGAGUUUCGCACAAAAAGGAAACCUGAAGAUUCACAUGCGAACUCACUCUGGAGAGAGGCCUUACACGUGCCUUCAGUGUGGCAAAAGAUUCACAAAUCAAGGAAACCUAUUAAGUCAUAUGAAAAUUCAUUUGGUAGAAGAAAUACACACCUGUUCUCAGUGUGGCAAGAGUUUCACUGGGGCAGCACAUCUCAAAAAACACCUGCUCUAUCAUUCUGAAGAAAAGCCAUUUAACUGUGAUCAGUGCGGUCAAACAUUUAUUUUUGCAUCACUCUUAAAAAGACAUCUGAGAACUCAUGCAAAUGAGAGGCCCUAUGUGUGCUCUUUUUGUGGCAAACGUUUUCUAUGGCUCCACAAUUUAAAAGACCACCAUAAAAUACAUGCUGGUGUGAAAGCUCAUGUGUGCUUUGAGUGUGGGAAAGCCUUUACCAGAUCCAGCUAUUUGGAACAACACCAAAACAUCCACACUGGAAUAUCACCUUACAAGUGUUCACAUUGUGGAAAGAGUUUCAAACUCCCAGGAUCCCUGAAAGCACAUGUUGUAAGAGUGCACACUGGAGAGAAACCGUACCCCUGCCUGACAUGUGGGAAGAGUUUUAGCCAUUCAGGACACCUGAAAGCACAUGUGAGAGUGCACACUGGAGAGAAGCCAUACCACUGUGCUUCAUGUGGAAAGAGUUUCAGCCAAUCAAGUUAUUUACUGACUCAUAAAAGAAAGCAUUGUCGGUAUCACAGUGAGCAAAGUUCAUCUUCAGGUCCAACACUCUCAUGUAAAUAGUGUCAUCAGGGUACCCGAACUGUACAAUACUCGGCAAGGUCCAUUGUUCUCAAUCUACUGUUUAUCUGGUAUAUAAAAAGUUUUCCAAAAUCCUACUGCAAUUCGGAGCAUUCUCAACAUCAAGACUACUGCUCACAGUUUCCUGGUCGGAUCUUUGGAUUGCUGUUUUAAUAAACUUGUUUUCAAUAAACUGAUGCAUCUGGGUUGCAAACCCGUCUGUUGAGCCUGUUCCAUUGUAAACCAAACCUGACCUGAUGUUAUUUAUCUGUUGAUGCAUGUGGGGAUGCUGCCAAGUUUUAGGCCACGUCCACAUUGAUAGGUGUUCAUUUGAAAACGCAUCUUUAUCUCUACGUUUUGGCCUUCCGUCCACACUUCACGUUGUAGUGUGGACUGGGAAAACAGAGAUAUCUGAAAACAGUGACGUAUUUGUUGUCAUGUGAUGCAGUCAUGUGAUCCAUUCAACCAAAGCAAUCAAGAUGGUGGCCUGUGUUGUAGCGGUGUUGUUUAGCCUGAUUUUCACUUUGAUAGUGUUGUUAAAGAUAAAUGUUACUUUGUACAACAUUCCCAUUGCAGUCCUUCAAAAGCGAUGGGAAGUUUACGCGGAAUUGGUGUCCGGUGACAGAACACCAGGACAAAUGCGUUUCAGACCGUGAAGGCAGUACAGAUUUUUUUUUUUUUUUGCAUGCGCAGUAAGGGGCUUAAAGUGUUUUAUAUGUUUCAGUGUGGACGAGCAACUUUUGGAAAAUGCCUGAAAAUGGCAGUGUGGACGGAGAGCGUUUCAAAAACAAAAACGCUGUUUUCAGAUGUAUCUGGAUUAAUGUAGAUAUAGCCACAAUGGUAUACUGGAUGAUGGAUGUUUCAUUGAUUUAAAGAUAUCAAUAUUUGUAAAAUUGCAUGACCACCUUAUGUACUGUAGAGAUGUAAUAUAAAAUCACUGUCUUGCACAUAUUUAUAUUGAAGAGAUGUUGAUAACAUGGGGAUGGGAGGUGACUAUAAAACAUGGGGUAUCUAGCCCUGUUCCUGUAGGGCUGCCUUCCUGCAGAGUGUAGCUCCAAUCAGUGCACGAAGUGGUUCUGUAUGCGCCGGUACGCUGUACUGGCAAUGAUGUGCAAAUGAUGUAACCACAUCGCAUUUGAGGUGUAAACGCUAAUAGCAUUUACAUCAUUUGCACAUCAUUGCCAGUACAGCAUACCGGCGCAUUCAGAACUACUUCAGACAGCAGUAAAGCACCACCCCUCGCCUGUCAAUCAACUGCUGUGCUAAAACAAAACAAGACACACAAUAUACAGUUUAUAUAUGAUAUACGGUACUUAAGCUGCAUGGUUUGUGAAGAGCUAUUAAUAAACCAGUAACAGCUCCAUGAUAGGGUUGCAAUUCUGUACAGUUGUUUUAACAAAAUGAAAAUAAAAAACGUGGCUCAUUUGAUACAUGUGUGCGAUUCUACUGACUGUAUCCACGUCAGAGGAGAGGAUGUAGUAGGCUAUACGAAGAGGGCGCAUUUUAUUUUGCCGUUUGAUUACCUUGACUUGUACUGUACGGCGCUAUUAUGGUCCAUCCAGUCCUCCAAUCCAGUUUCUUCCAUUGUGGUCUUAAUUGAUCAGCAUAGAAACCAUAACACUCAUAGGACAGACAGUAUAUAACAAUGUCUUUCAACAAAUAUUGUCUUAAUAUAUAAACAUAUUGCCCAAAAUUAUUGAAGUAUUUCACAUAUACAACUUGCCAAGUGAGCUAAUUUCAGAAAUGUAAGAUGGCAUGUGAACAGAAUGUCUCACUGACCAUUCAGUUAGCGCUUUCCUUGUCAAAAUAAACGAGUCGUCCCUUGUCAUCCUAAGCUUAUAUUUUGGAGCGCAUUUUGCUGUCUCCAAAAGCUGAAUGAAACAGAGAUAUCCACAGGGCAGACAGGGACUAAAAAGUGGCCCUGGACUUUCUGAUCCAGAGCGGCCCAUCCAGGGGCAUCAGACCAGGGUUAAUGGUGGACCUGAGUAAUGGGCCCACACUGGACGGGGUCCCACUGAGAGUCAAUAUUGAUAUUCCAUGAUAUUAUCAUGAACCCGUUAUAUUAAAAACAUGCUAUUUGUAGGAAUAAAACCUUGCAAGACUUUGUUUUCCAUCUGUAAAGACAGGGUAUUUCCCCAAUCUGCUCUGUCUCCUCUUGUGUGAUCCCCCUCCCCAAAUACUGGAAAAUUAAAGUGGUUUGGUCCUCAAGUCCGCACUCGCUGCAAACUGAAUACACCUCAUGUAGGUCAUAAAUGAAGCUGUAAUCAGACUUAAAAUGAGCAAUGAGCGCAGACCGAGCGAGAGGUAGCAAACAGUUUAUGAGUUUCUUAUAGAAGAAAUGUCAGUCAUUCAUAUCAACGUAGCUACUUACCAGAGGCGAUUGCUUUAACACAACAGGGGAACCACAGCAUCCCUUAAAACUGUAUUAAAUUUGUACAAUGAUGUGUUAUCAAAUUGCAUAUAACUUCUCUAUAAUUCAGAUAAUUAUUGCCCCAGUUCAAUAUUUAAAGGGAUAGUU